UGUUCUUAUCACUUCGGUUGAAUAAAAUCUGCUUCAUAUGGUUUAUAAGGCGUAACGCCGUAAACACGGUGUCCUCUGUGGAAAGGUGCACAGGGUCAGUUGCGUAACACGCUCGGACGAUCAAACCCGCAUUAGAUUUUACCUUCCGGUUUAAAUUUACAAGCAGGCAAAUUUACCCUGCGAAUGUUUUUACAUAGGUGCUUAGAAAUUAUGGUCCAUUGCAAAAAUUUGACAAAAAAGAAUCAAAUGAAUUCUACAUAGACUGUGGAACAUUACACAUGUAAAUAUGCUUGAAGGAAUGAUGACAGUGUGUCUGAUCAGACGUUUGGUCAAUAUGUGGUUUUUGGCAAUCAAAUGAGCUUUUUACAAAAUAAUAGUGUAUUAGAUGAUGUUAUUUAUGGGUAAAGCAAAGCAAAUAAAAAGGAUACAACUUGUCAAUUGAAGCUCUGAGUAGUUCAAGCCACACAAAUUAUCCUACCGUUCACAGAGAUGCUUCAAGCCGAGAUGCCGUGCUUUCAGUCCCAGCUCUUUACUAGCCUUUACAAGCCUCCCUGGCCGAACGAUAACAAGAUCAUCUCUCUUCAUCAACUACAUGAUAUUAAUUACUGUUUGUCACACAGUUACUGUAGGCCUACACGAGCUACACAUGGAGUCUCACGGAAGCACGGAUAACUGUACAAAUGAGCCCCUAUGAUCGUGAAGUUUUACACAUUUUAGUGUUCCAAAAUCCAAAUUCUGCUAAUUAGCUGAGGAGCUGAGUCAGGUGUGUCAGGAGGCUUGAACAGAUGGGUUUCAAUCAUCCUGAUUUGAGCGCUUUGUGCAGAAUCAUCCACUUUGGUGCUAGCAGCAGGUAGAAAGCAGAAAGCACCAUAUUUUGAGAAUUAGUGAUUGUGAUCUUGAUAAGAAAUGUGUAUAUAUCCUUAGCUCAGAAAACUAGAACUCAUCCAUCCUGCUGACCUUCUCGACCCAAUCCUCUUUAACGCUAGCGACAAAUUAUGAUUACGAAGCACUUAAAAAACACGAUCAUUUAAAUAUAACCAUCUGUUUUUACACCAUUUUAGCGCAUUUUACUUGACUGGACCGGAUUAGCAUACAGUAAAUACUACUGUAGAUAGUGAAAACAUUUUAGCUGCUUUAUAGGAUCGCCUUAAAGUUUAUACUGUAUGUGAAUCCUGAUAUUAACAUAGAAAGGAAAAACAAUUUUUCCCUGGUUUUGCAUAUACAGGCCUUUCAAGGCCCAUUAAAACAUUUUAACAUAUCCCAUUUUUCAACACACAUGUGGGUUGAAUUACGCUGCUAAAAUUGCAGUAUAAAAACAAAACAAAACAAAAAAACGAGCACACAAUAAUUCAGUGGCACUAGAGAUGACAAGAUGGCCAUAGUCUUAGAAAUGAAAAACCUGCCGUUUGCUAUCGUUUGCAGCCCGUCCUGCGUCUGCGCUAUCGUCCUGAACGUCUUCUUCAUUUUCUGCCUCUGUAAGCCAGUUGUGGGAGCAAGCCUUCAUCAGCCUAUGCGCUUCUUACUCGCGGCCGUGUUAGGCAAUUCAACAGUUCAGCAAUUGCUCGCCGCGAUCUCAAUUGUCCUGUCUUUUUUUUCACCACCUGACUGGCUUCCUGUAGUAAACGUGACGAUAAACUUGCAAGCCUACUGCUCCAGUUUCUCCAUCAAUGCUUGGAUCAGCAUUUUUUACUACAUGAAAAUCGUUCCUCAACACUGCAAAGUCUUCGUCUGGGUUAAGAAAAACAUUAAAGGUGUCGUUCUCGCCGGAUUUCUCUUCGACCAGACUUUGCUUCUGUCUGCGCUAUCGAUGGGUGCGGCAUCGUACCUGACGCCGCCGAUGGCAGAAGAUUUGAACGUGACGAGGUUCGGAGGAAGGACCGUUGUAAAUGGCGCUCUGUACAAGCUGUCUACUAGAUUGGUUUUGCUGUAUUUAAUUUGCCCUUCCUGCACUUUGUUGAUUUCUUGGGGUAGAACCUUUUUCUAUCUGCGCCGACACAUCAGGAGGAUGGAACGGAACACCGAGUCUUGCUCUCAUCCUCAGCAGAAGAACCAUAUGCGGGUGACCGUCAUGGGCAUCGUCCAGACGGCGCUGUUCCUCCCCACCAGCCUGUAUGCCAUGACCAUGACGUUACUCUUCACUCUUCAUGAAACUCUGGACAAUGACAAACACAUCACAAUAACGAUCACGUCCAUGUUGAACUUGGCAAACGUUUCGUGUUUGGGCUUUUCUCAGUCUGUUUUUCGGCUUAGGAUCAUCGAGUUAUUAAAGACACUGAUAAAGGAAUUCGGAUCGGUGGACCAAAAUUAA
Molecule: messenger RNA, 2308 nt
Organism: Tachysurus fulvidraco (yellow catfish)
Lineage: Eukaryota; Metazoa; Chordata; Actinopteri; Siluriformes; Bagridae
Exons: 1
Coding region: 1373-2308 (311 amino acids)
Biological process (GO): sensory perception of taste; G protein-coupled receptor signaling pathway
Cellular component (GO): membrane
Molecular function (GO): G protein-coupled receptor activity
Source: RefSeq, a predicted model, not a curated record